This is a messenger RNA of Fukomys damarensis (Damara mole-rat), 1077 nucleotides long. RefSeq names its product potassium channel tetramerization domain containing 11 (gene Kctd11). The coding region runs from base 367 to 1065 and encodes 232 amino acids. The record is from RefSeq and is a predicted model, not a curated record. The transcript has a single exon. NCBI's taxonomy places the organism in Eukaryota, Metazoa, Chordata, Mammalia, Rodentia, Bathyergidae. Gene Ontology annotation, biological process: positive regulation of neuron differentiation; protein homooligomerization.
ACGGAAAGCUCUCCUUCCCUCUCUGACUGCCCUCUGCUCUUUUCAUUUGUUCUCUCAAUCUUUCGGGGAUUUCUGUGUCCUGAAUCCCUGCCCUACCACCAAAAUACGUGGGCUGAGCUCCAAACUUUGCUGAUUUGUACUCCAGUCUGUGCCUCCAACUCAGCAAAUCUGAAGGAUAGCGCCCAAUCUCGCGUAUACCCAGAAAGUUCUGCCUUUCCUUCUCCUUCCUUGUCUCCUAUACUCCCCAAAAUUUCCCCUCCUCCUGUGCCCUCUUCGCCCCCCUCCUUUGGGGGCCCCGUGACCCUGAAUGUGGGGGGCACGCUAUAUUCCACCACUUUGGAGACUCUGACCCGCUUCCCAGACUCCAUGCUGGGGGCCAUGUUUAGAGCCGGCACCCCUAUGUCUGCCAAUGGCAACCCCCAAGGAGGUGGCCACUACUUCAUCGACCGGGAUGGCAAGGCCUUCCGGCACAUCCUCAAUUUCCUGCGACUGGGCAGACUGGACCUGCCCCUUGGGUAUGGAGAAACAGCACUUCUCAGGGCAGAAGCUGACUUCUACCAGAUCCGGCCUCUCCUGGAUGCCCUGAGAGAACUGGAGGCCUCUCGAGGGACACCCGCACCCACAGCUGCCCUGCUUCACGCAGAUGUAGACGUCAGCCCCCGCCUGGUGCACUUCUCUGCUCGCAGGGGCCCACACCACUAUGAGUUAAGCUCUGUCCAGGUGGACACCUUUCGAGCCAACCUCUUCUGCACUGACCCAGAAUGUCUAGCUGCCAUGAAGGCCCGUUUUGGUGUGGCCGAUGGGGACAGGGCAGAGGGGGGCCCACAUUUUCAUUUGGAGUGGGCCCCCCACCCCACAGAACUCCCUGAGGUGGAGUAUGAGAGACUGGGGCUGCAGCCGUUGUGGACUGGAGGGCCAGGAGAGCGGCGUGAGGUGGUGGGAACACCGAGCUUCCUGGAGGAGGUUCUCCGGGUGGCUCUGGAGCAUGGCUUCCGCCUUGACUCUGUAUUCCCUGACCCUGAAGACCUGCUCAACUCGCGAUCUCUGCGCUUCGUACGACAUUGAGGAUGCGACUCU